Molecule: messenger RNA, 3093 nt
Organism: Harpegnathos saltator (Jerdon's jumping ant)
Lineage: Eukaryota; Metazoa; Arthropoda; Insecta; Hymenoptera; Formicidae
Product: ubiquinone biosynthesis protein COQ9, mitochondrial
Exons: 2
Coding region: 1054-2802 (582 amino acids)
Biological process (GO): ubiquinone biosynthetic process
Cellular component (GO): cytoplasm; mitochondrial inner membrane
Molecular function (GO): lipid binding; ubiquitin-protein transferase inhibitor activity
Source: RefSeq, a predicted model, not a curated record
CGCCACGGAGGCGAACAAAAGACUUGACGCUGCCACUCGCACGACUGACAAAGAUGAACUCUAGUUUUAGAUAAUAAUAGCACUAAUAUCGUGCUCGAAUGCAGCCUUUACGGUAUCUCGUCAAUGGUUGUGGUGAUAAUUCACUAUCAGUCAACGUAAAACCUUAUAACUCCACUUUUUGGAACUACAUCGCAACUUUCCCGUUUCGCUCAUCCACUAAAUGUGAAAUGUACAAAGAGCAAUAAAGAACAGACCCAUUCGGUAGUAGUACAGGUUAUAAAUAUCGAUGUUUGUGGAUAAAGCAGAAAGCCCACGCAUUCGAGUCACUUAAUGCAGCCCAAGACGAAUAAAAACAAUGCAGAAUUGACUUUAAUAAUUCGACUCAAAAUCGUCAGACGUUCUCUCUCACAUCGUUUCUCUAACAUUCGUAAAAAUACUCGCGAUAAUAUAUAAAGAUGAAAACUACUAACGUAGUCACGAGUACUAACGAGUUUCAUUCGAGAUUUAGAUCGUUAGGUUCUAAAUCUCGAAUGAAACUCGAGUUUGCGGUGCGCGCUGUACGGCAAUAAGGCAACAUGUAUACGCGGCUCGUCGUUCGGAAGUGCAUGCAGAGUAGGGUUUAACGGAGGGAAACUAACACGAUGGCGAUGUUGAGUUCAUUCUGCUCUUUGCGAGGCAAACUGUCGACAGCCGUUUUAGAAAAUUUCUGUGGAGAUCUAGAUAGAGCAUUGGAGAAAGAGGACAGAGGAGGAAAAAGGUCUCAUGUUUGACAAAGCGACCGCACAUCUGAAAGAAGGUGAAGGAAGAAAGAAAGAUACACGAUCCCAGCGAACGAUUGUAUCGUCAUUAAAUUUCGCUUGCAAGUGGCCCUUACAUGCGAGAAUAGACAAUUUGUAAUCGGAACUCUUCGUGUUACCAGCGAAUGCGAUGAAAAAACAUUUGCGAAUUUGACCGGAAUCUUAACCUAGCUUCAUUAGUAAACAUACACACAAAAGGAUUUUUGUGUGCGAUAAUAACAUUUAUAUAUAUCUACUUGACAACUUGUUAGAAAAAAUGUCACAGACAUUCGUCACACGUUUGAUCAAUCUUUUGGAGGAUCGCAAAACCAAAGAGGCUGUGGAAUUGUUCACAGCUGAGAACAGUUUGGCCGUCGAGGAUUCUCUGAGCGAGAUUGUGAGCAUCGCCAGUGGUCAUCUUACAGAAUCCAACGCACGCUCUGAGCAAACAUUAUUUGAGUGCUGCAAGACUAUAUUGAAUAUCAUAGCAAAGACAUAUAACCCCAAAGAGACUGUAUUGGAGUUCUUGCAGUAUGUAGAAUGUUUGGACAAUGACGUUAGAUUUUAUGCCCUCUUAGAGCCAUUGGGUAUAUGCAUGAUGGGAGCAAUGGACAAUAUCAGUAUUAUUGAAUGGACUGUCAGCACAAUUAAGUCAUAUGUUGAAGAUUUACCUGUACCUGGCGAGAUCGAUCAAGAGGUAAUCAGUUAUAGAAUCAUAAACGUAUUGGAAAGAAUCGUAUUGUUCUUGGAACCAUUGGUAGAAGAGGCAGCUAAGAUAAAUUAUGAACUCGAAGAGACCAGUUUGUUCGGAGAUUAUCUUUUGAGUCUUGUUAUUACUUUGUGUGGAAAACCCUUUUGCUACUUGAACGAAAGCAUUGUUGAAACUGUUACGUACAAAAAACUUUUACACAAGAUCAUGGCAUUAACUGUUGAUCUUACUGAAGAUAUAUUUUAUUUUUUGAACAUAGUUAGCAAUCGUUGCAGAAACAUUAUCCGCAGCAAAGUACAAAAUGAACAUACUGAGGAUUAUAUGCGUAGUAUGUUGUUUGAGUUGAGUCAUAAUGUAUCGGACUUGGCUUAUGCCAACUUUUAUUUUUACAUGAUUACCGAGGAAGAAGUGUGGAAGAUGGCACCACAGGUCUACAAUCCUUAUUAUAUUUUCGAGACAUGUUUGUAUCUUUUCAAAAUACUGCUUAGUGCCAAACAGGAGAUUUUAGUCUCAAACGGAUUGAUUUUCAUGGAGGAUAUUAUAAAGCGCAUCCGUCCUUGCUCUGUGCCUUCAGAUGUGUUGGAACUGAAAAUAUACAAGGAUCUGUUCCAGCUGAUUAUUAAAGUAAUGAUUUAUAGUAGUGUCGAUACAGACCGUAAAAAGGCAAUGCAUAUUUUCCAAAAAUACAUUGAGGUAUUUAACAUGGAAGCUAGGUAUUCAGUGAUCUCGCACUUGUACGAAAUCAGUGAGCAUUCCGGUGUGCUGAGCUUGAUUAUGGGUAUGUUCAAAACCUCCAUCAUAGAGUGCUUGAAUUCAAUCCCUCGGGAUCCCCACUUCCUCGGCAGAAAUAUGGAACUGAUGUUGAGAAAAAUCUGCAAGUUGCCGCAUGGGAGCACGUCGGAUCUGGUGGAGAUAUCGGAUGAGGUGAUAACCGCGCUCAACUUGUUGCGAUUCUUGCUUAUCCGGGAUAAGAGCAACGAGACCGGCAUCUGGAAUAUGAUGGACGUGAUCCAACGCGACUACCUGAAACCGCUGAGAGAGGGAAUAGAUAUGUGCAAGAUACAUUGGAAAAUAAAGGCGAAGGACUUGGAACUACAGAGGAAAGGCAGCUCUAAAAACGACGACGUGGGAAAGGACACGGAGGUGACACUGACCGUCGGCGGUGAACGAUUGCCGGUUAUGCCAAUCGCGGAUAAAAUUGCGUUCUGCAGUCAGGCGAUAAACGGACUGGAUAUAAUGGAAAGCAUUCUUAUCAGAGUCAACGAGUGUAUGGACGAAUACAAAGCCGAGCAAGCGAACGAAUGUUUCACUGAAUAGAAAUGAAACCAGUCGUGAAAAGAUACUCUUUACUGAUGAUAAUAUGUUGCUAUAUAAUGUGUCGUGUGUAUGCAAUUGAGCAGAAAAGUUGAUGAAGUAAAAAAUUGUAUGACUGAUACAUUUGAUGCUUAAUAAAAGGUUUUUAUCGUACGCUUCCUGCGAUAUGAUUACCUGAUUAACUGAAUACUAUAAAAUUCAUAAUUCGUUAAAAUUCUUCCAUUAUAAAACUCCAUCUACUUCUCCGAUAUACACAUGUCCACUAUAGAUAACUUUAAAAGUAGAUAUCGAUUU